Messenger RNA from Acanthopagrus latus (yellowfin seabream), 2039 nucleotides. It is a transcript of the gene ecsit, whose product is annotated as ECSIT signaling integrator. The coding region runs from base 333 to 1835 and encodes 500 amino acids. NCBI's taxonomy places the organism in Eukaryota, Metazoa, Chordata, Actinopteri, Spariformes, Sparidae. Gene Ontology annotation, cellular component: mitochondrion. The transcript has 8 exons. The record is from RefSeq and is a predicted model, not a curated record. Gene Ontology annotation, molecular function: protein binding.
AUGUGUAGUGCACGUGGGUGCAAGUUAUCAGUGCCGACUCAAAAACACGACCUCUUAAAUUUAAUCUUAAUCUGAUUUUAUGUUCAUCUUCUUCUUCUCACUUUCCAUUGAAUACAUUUAUUUUAAAAUAUCCCAGUGCGCUCCUCUGUGCUUUGUGCUAACCCCUAACUAAUCCACUUAAUAUCUACGGCAAAAACAGGCACCAAAUACGUUUACGACAGGGUCAGUUGUAGAGGAAUAUAUUAAAUAAUUAAAAAGUCUAUUCACUGCACACAUCAAGAGGUUACGGAGGAUGAAAUUCCCCAUGUAAGUUGUUGUUGGGGGGGAGGCUAAUGUGUGUGGAACCAGGAUGUUGUUCAGCCGGCUUUUCAACAUGGAGGCGUCCACGGAGAGUGAUCUCUGAAGGAGACUUAUUUCUUCGUGCGUUCAGAGUAAAUGUUCUGUUUCCCGAAGGUCAGUGUGAUGACUCUACCAUGAAGUGUGUCCGCUGCCUGCUCCAGCUGCAGUGUCUGGUGAGCCGGUCUGCCAGGUCUGCUGCCCAGUAUGGCACUCUGCUCCAGCCAACCUCCACUGGUCAGCCCAAUUUGCUACAUAACACCCAGCACCAGGUGUUGAGGCGUUUCCACGGCAGCCCAGUAUGUGCCAAGGGUCGCCCAGUACCUGCAGAGUUCAUCAAGGAGGAUGACGAGAAGAGGAACAAGUCUCUGCUCACCUAUGAUGACCUGUUUGAGCAGGUAGCCAAAGAGGUCAAAACCAAGGCCACGUUUAACAGAGUGGUAGACAUCUUCAUCAAGAGGGACGUGAGACGGCGUGGCCAUGUGGAGUUUAUCUACGCUGCUCUGAAGAAGAUGCCAGAGUUCGGCGUGGAGAGAGACCUGGUCGUCUACAACAAGCUGUUGGAUGUUUUUCCCAAAGAGGUGUUUGUACCCAGAAACUUCAUCCAGAGAAUGUUCAACCACUAUCCUCGACAGCAGGAGUGUGGAGUGCAGUUACUGGAGCAGAUGGAGAACUAUGGUGUCAUGCCCAACAUGGAGACCAAAGUCCUGCUGGUCCAGAUCUUUGGCGAGAAGGGCCACCCCUUACGGAAGUACCAGCGGAUCAUGUACUGGUUCCCCAAAUUCAAACACAUAAACCCCUUCCCCAUCCCCCAGCAGCUGCCUGAAGACCUGGUGGACUUGUCUCGCUUAAGUCUAACUCGCAUCGCUAAUGACCUGGACGCUAAGGUCACCGUCUAUCAGCUGCCCUGUACAGACUUUACAGAGAGUGGAGAGGAGGUCACAAUUCCACAUGUAGUAGGUAUCCAGAGCCCCAGCCAGAUGGAGCUGCUGGCCAAGCAUAACCCAAGCAGGCCAGUGUUUGUAGAGGGCCCCUUCCCUCUGUGGUUGAGGAAAACAUGCGUAUACUACUACCUCCUCAGAGCUGACCCCACACCGCCUGAAGAGAAGGUAGAGGAGUGCUAUGAUCCAGAAAGGUGUUUGGACUAUCCUUUGCAGCUAGAUUUGGAUUUGGAACGUGACCUCGGGGAUGACGAGAGCUUCAGUGUGGAAGACUUGGAUGAGGGUCCAGUCUAUGCCAUGUGUAUGACUGGCCGGGGAGACCAGGCCACCCUCAACCAGUGGAUUUCUGGUCUUCAGCAGAACAACCCCAUCCUGGGUCAGGUCCCUACUCUGUUCCGCCUGGACACUGGGCCCAAGGAGCUGCAGGGGGCACCUGACAGAGAGUCAAGCCACCACAGCCCAGGCAGAGAUACCGAGAGAGAGGAGAGACAGACUGAAGACGAACCAGAGGUCAUAGUGGAGGACGAGCCGCGGAGAAGCCAGGGGAUUAAACGGUGAACAGCAGUGUGACAAUGUGGUAAAGACUGACAAAAAUAUAAUGGCAUACUGUAUACAGAUGGUGUAGAAGUAUCCAUGUCCAUGCUAAUCUUGUGUGAGGUACUGCCUCCUUUAACUAGGUAACUCAACAGUUAAGAAGAACUGCAGGACUCUAUAUGAUGUUGGUAAGGUCACUAAUCAAAUAAAUUAAAGCAAAAAAACGUG